AUGGAGGUGGCGCAGAAGCUGAAGGCGCAGUUGCCGGAAUCACGAACUGCGAGUUGGAUACCGUAUAGACAAACACCUUCACAGCCGCUCGACUACGAAGACGCUGCACAACGCGACGGAUUCCGUCUGCGCAUCCGUGUCAGCGACGGAUUGCACGACACCACCAGCAACAUCGUCGUGCAGCUCAUCGACGAGAACGACCAUGCACCGGACAUCGCCGGUCCAUCAGAAGUCCAAAUUCCUGAGGAUGCCGAGCGAGGCACAAUCGUCGCACGAUUCACUGUCACCGAUCGUGAUGCCGGUGAUCAUGCAAGGUAA
Molecule: messenger RNA, 318 nt
Organism: Ostertagia ostertagi
Lineage: Eukaryota; Metazoa; Nematoda; Chromadorea; Rhabditida; Trichostrongylidae
Source: the annotation of a GenBank genome assembly